AACAACAGCUGUUCUGUUCCGGAUAUUCAAAACUGUAAAGUUUCAUUCCACCUGCAUUUAUCUUUGCCGGGAAAACAUUUUAAUAUCCUGGAAGCCACCUCUAAAAACAGUUUAAUACAUCAUUGGUAAUGUCACAAAAGGAAUCCUCAAAUUUAGAAUUACUAUGCCGCACCUGCAUGACCGCCAUACCAGAGCAUGCAGCGGAUGACAGAAGGUGUCUUUCCGAUAAAGUUCGUGGCAGGAAGGAAUCCAUCAGGGAAUUUCUGCAAACUCUUCAACCACAUAUACGAAUUGACAUGGAAGAUAAGUUAUCCAAAGUUAUAUGCUAUGGAUGUGUCCAACAGUUGCAGCAAAUUUCUGACUUUUUGCUGGUGUAUGCCAAAUCAGAUGAAAGUCUGCGAAAACUUUUGAAGGAAGCCAAAGAGCAAGAGGAGAAUUCCCAAAAACUUAAAGAAGUGGCGAAUAGCUCUAAAAUAUAUGUCGAUGAAUAUUCCAUUAUAAAACUAGAAGCCGAAGAACCCCAGCAGGAGGAGGGUAGCGCCACACUUAAAGAAUCACAUCCUGAGUUCGAAGCCAUGUUCAUUGAAAAUAGUUUGCCUAAAGAUGAACAAGAUACCAUAGAUUUUUCUGAUAAUCCCAUUGAUAGAGGUAGCAACAGUAGUAGCAAUGAAGCGGAGGAUGAAUGGAUGCCACUGAAGAAAAGCAAACGAAGCUCCUCAAAAAAGUCUGCACUGCAAGAUAGGAUAUUGAAGAAACCUUUUAAACCUCCAAUUGCCAAAACACCUGGGCAUACAAAGAAACCAGUUUCAAAACCACCUGCGAUAAUUCCAAAACCACCUAUACCAAAUGAAGAUAAUACCUUGACCUGUGAGGAAUGUGGAAAAAUCCUGCCUGAUAUAUCACAUUGGCAAGAGCAUAUUCUAGAACACAAACCAGCCACGGAGGAGGGUCCUCGAAAAAGGGGGAGACGAAAAAUACUUGUACCAAAAACCUUCAAAUGUGAAAUUUGUACGAAAGUAUUCAGUAGGAGAAGCAUUUACAACACCCAUGUGCUCAUACAUUCAGGUAACUUUAGUUGUCUAGAGUGUGGCAAAAAGUUCAAAAGCUAUGAUAAUCUAAAUCAGCAUAUGCUUUGCCACAAGGGAGAAAGAUUCGAGUGUAAGACAUGUGGAAAAGAAUACUCCGAUGAGGACGAUUAUGAUGUCCAUGUACUCUCUCACAAAAAUGAUGAACCUUUCCAAUGCAAGGAAUGUGGCAAAGUGUUAAAAACUCUUUUCGGCUUACGCACCCAUUUGUUGAGGCAUAAAGGUGAAAAAAAAUAUCAAUGUCCCCAUUGUCCGAAAAGUUUUGUGGUGCGCAGUGGCCUGUAUGGACAUGUGAAACAGCAGCACGAGCAAAGAAAUGCAUUUUUAUGCGAUAUAUGUGGCAAGAGUUUUCGAAUGGCCGACAAUCUGAAUAAGCACAAACGUUGUCACAGCGAAGGGCAAUAUGCUUGCGAGUACUGUGAUAAACGCUUUGUAACACCCGACAAACAACGCCGCCACAUGCGCACCCAUACCGGCGAAAAGCCUUAUCGCUGUAAAUUCUGUGAUCGUGCCUAUACUCAAAGCAAUGAAUGCGUCAAACAUAUGAAACAACAUCUGGGUGAGAAUAUCUAUCUGUGUGAGCUGUGUCCUAUGCGUUUCCCUUUGGUCAGAGAUAUGAGGGUACACUUUGCCACCCACAAAGAUGAUGAUGCGCAGACUAGGGCACGCAAUUUGGAGGCUCGAGAAAUGGAGGAGCGAAAAAUUAAACUCAAAUUUGGUCUAAGUUAGUUUUAUUUUCCCAAAGGAUAAGGUUUAGAACAAAAAGUAUGACAAUUAGCAAACAUGUUUAGAAAAUUAAAAAAACCAAAACUCCAUUAUUUUUUGUUACCAGUUUGAUCUACAAUCCAUUUGAAUAUUGCACUUCACAUUUGGCAUCCAAGGCUUGUCUCUCGCUGGGGAAUAGACCCAAAAAUUCCAUUACCAACUUUUGUUUCUUCACAUAAUCGUUUUCUUGAUUGAAUUUAUUCAACCACACACGAAUAUCAUCCUUGGGCGAUUGAUCUGAGCCAUUUAGAUAUUCCUGCACUUCUGUGCUCAGGGUUGUAUAGAAAUGUUCAUAAUUGGUCUUUAUCUCUGAACGCAGAGGUGUCACAAAGUUCAGAUAUUUUUCCACCCAACCACGACGAAGCUUGGCACUGUCAACGGAAUCGAACAGCGAUCUUAUUUCAUGGUGUUCGUGUUUCAAAGACCACUGUUUCUUGCAGUUAUGGGGAUCAGUGGAAAGCUCUUUCAGGAGAUUCAAACAAUUGUUGAUGUGCAUGAUUAGAGCAUUAUAGAUGGAUGA
Stomoxys calcitrans (stable fly) is the source of this 2370-nucleotide messenger RNA. RefSeq names its product zinc finger protein 892. Gene Ontology annotation, molecular function: DNA-binding transcription factor activity; zinc ion binding; RNA polymerase II cis-regulatory region sequence-specific DNA binding. The transcript has 7 exons. Gene Ontology annotation, biological process: regulation of transcription by RNA polymerase II. NCBI's taxonomy places the organism in Eukaryota, Metazoa, Arthropoda, Insecta, Diptera, Muscidae. Bases 129 to 1814 code for a protein of 561 amino acids. Gene Ontology annotation, cellular component: nucleus. The record is from RefSeq and is a predicted model, not a curated record.